Molecule: messenger RNA, 219 nt
Organism: Paramuricea clavata
Lineage: Eukaryota; Metazoa; Cnidaria; Anthozoa; Malacalcyonacea; Plexauridae
Source: the annotation of a GenBank genome assembly
AUGGAGAUUGCAUGUCGAGUUUAUGUUGAAGCAAUUGAUGCUGAUGAAAAUGAUGAAACACCGGUGUUAACAAUAUUUGCCGAUGUCCUUCAAAAAAAUUUGAAGUCUACUAAUGUGAUUGCUCUAACAGAAGACGAAAUAAGCGAAAAGCUAUUAGAAUUGGAAAACAUUAGACUUGUAUUUGAAAGUGAUAAUAUUGUGACCGUGUGCACCUUUUAA